Molecule: messenger RNA, 1389 nt
Organism: Aplosporella prunicola CBS 121167
Lineage: Eukaryota; Fungi; Ascomycota; Dothideomycetes; Botryosphaeriales; Aplosporellaceae
Exons: 3
Coding region: 170-1102 (310 amino acids)
Source: RefSeq, a predicted model, not a curated record
CGGGGUACUUAUAUAUCCACCAGCGCCGCUGCCAGCUGUUGCACAGACGAACGUCAGACAGUCGUAGAUACCCUGUUUGUCUACCAUCAACCUACCUCUCACGCAACAAUCAGCCCAUACAUAUCGCAGCAUCCGCAUACACCUGCGCCCAAGGCAUAGACCUACAAAAAUGAAGAUCACCAACGCCCUCCUACCCUUGCUCUACCUGAGCGCGCACGGCGCCUCGGCCCUCUCGGUCCCCCACUCCGACGACGCCACUUCCGCACUCGCCCCGCGCAACGACAACGCCGACGCCGCCGUCCCUGACACCUCGUACUGGCACCAUUACCACGCGGCGCGCGCCGUCGCGUCCGAGCUGCUCAGUAAGCGCGGCCUCGAGAAGCGCAAGGGUGGCGGAGGACGCGGCGGUGGCAGCAGCGGCGGCUCUUCUUCUGGAGGCCGUAGCGGUGGGUCGAGCUCUGGAGGAUCAAGCUCAGGAGGCCGUAGUGGCGGAUCAAGCUCUGGUUCUAAUGGCCGCACAUCGGGCACCUCCAACGCCGGCGGAAGCACGCGCUCAGGCAGCGGUCCCGCACCUGCCUACGGCGGCGGACGCUACUACGGCGGCGGCGCCACGACGCCCUACAGAGCGGGCGGGCGCUCACCCGGCGGGCUGACGCCCUUCCUGCUCCCUCUGGCCGUGCUCGCCUUCAUCCCCGCGAUCUGGGCGCUUAGCGCCGCGGGCGCCUACAGCUACCACUACAACCACCCGUACAGCUUCCGCAACGAAUCGGACACGAACAACAACGGCACCAACACGACGCUGCCUGUCCAGUGCUUCUGCGGGAAGGAGAGCGUGUGUGGCUGCGACGAGACGAACGACACAUCUUACUAUGACAGCUUGAUCGGAAAUGGCAGCUACGCUGCGCUGAACAAGAGCGUGGUUGACGUUGCGCGGGUCAAUGGCACCGACACGCUGAUCAUUAACGGCAAUUUGCCGAACGGAACGACGGCGUCGGGCGGCAGUGACGAUGACUCCACGAGCGCCGCGGCGGAGAGCCUGGCCCGCUUUGCGGGCUGGUGGGGCAUGCUGGCUGCGGUGGCGGCUAUCGUGUGCCUGGUUUAGGCGGAAGGAGGGAAGAAAGGUUGCGGGUGCUUGCUUGGCUGGUUCAUGAUGGAAUGAUUGAUACCCCGGAAAAUAUGCGCGGCUUGGUGUGGACAUACAUGAUGGGGUAGAGACAGUUGGUGGACGCGAGCACGGCUGGGUAUUGUUUCGGGUUUUUUGAUAUGCCUUGUACGAUGGAAUGAGGGUGGAGACGCAGUCACUGUACUACUUCAUCGACCUGCUUAGCGGGUUACUAGUAAUUAAUGAAGAAGCGAGCGGGCGUUUAUAAUUAAUUCCGCCUGGUUGGU